Messenger RNA from Naegleria gruberi, 1122 nucleotides. RefSeq lists its product as uncharacterized. The record is from RefSeq and is a predicted model, not a curated record. Gene Ontology annotation, biological process: mRNA splicing, via spliceosome. Gene Ontology annotation, molecular function: protein binding. The transcript has 2 exons. The coding region runs from base 1 to 1122 and encodes 373 amino acids. Lineage: Eukaryota; Heterolobosea; Eutetramitea; Acrasida; Naegleriidae.
AUGUCGUUUAAUCAACAACAACAACAUGAACAACAAUCACCACCUCCAAAUCAACAACAUGAAUCAUCAUCAUAUCUAUUUAAUAAUAUAAUCAAUAAUAAUAAUAACAAUACACUAUCAUCAUCAUUUAAUCUUCAACAUCAUAAUACUACUAUUAAUACCAUCAAUAAUAAUACAAUUAAUAAUAAUAAUAUAUAUUCAAAUAAUGUAUUAUCAGAAUUAAAUACACCUUCCUAUGCAAAUAUAAAUUUUUCAUCACCUAAUAUUAAAAAAGAAAUUCUAUUAAUGAUUGCAGGUUAUUUACAUUCAGAAGGUUAUAAUACAAGUGCAUUAACUUUAUUAGAAGAAUGUCAAGUCUCACAAAAAAAACAAGAUACUAACCAUUUAUUAAUUGAACAAUUAUGUUCUGAUAUGAGAGAUGGUAAUUGGAAUCAAGUUGAUAAUAUUUUACAAGAUUUAUUAAAUAAUUUAAAUAAUUUAAAUAAUUCUAAUCAAUUAAAUAAUAUAAAUAAUAAUAAUUCUAAUAAUUCUAAUAAUAAUAUAAUAAUUAAUUAUGAAACAUUAAAUAUACCUAAUAAUUUAUUAUAUACAUUUAAUGGACAUGAAGAAAAUGUAAAAUCAGUUGAAUUUAUUGGUAAACAAGGUUUAUAUUUAGCAAGUGCAUCAUCUGAUAAUACUAUUAAAAUAUGGGAUACUAUUAAUAGAAAUUUAUUAUUAAAUUUAAAUGGACAUGUUAAUAGAAUUUGGGAUUUAUCAUCAAAUCAAAAUGGUAAUUUAUUAGCUUCUGCUUCAUCUGAUGGUACUAUUAAAAUAUGGGAUGUUAAAAAUUUAAUUGAUAAUAUUAAUAAUAAUUAUAUUAAUAAUAAUAAUAUAAAUAAUAAUAAUAAUAUAUUAUCAAUUGAACAUUUUAAAAAGAAUAUAAAAUCAGAUUUAUAUUGUGUUGAAUUUUCAUCAACAUCUGAUAGUAUAGUAACAGGUGGAUAUGAUAAUAUAGUUAGUUUAUAUGAUAUCAAUAGAAAUCAAAUAAUUAAAAGAUUUGAAGGACAUACAUCAUCAGUAUGUUCAGUUGUGUUUUCAUCAACAUCUUCAUCUUCAUCAUCUUCAUCAUCAAACAUCAUGUAA